Hibiscus syriacus is the source of this 822-nucleotide messenger RNA. RefSeq names its product 21 kDa seed protein-like. The record is from RefSeq and is a predicted model, not a curated record. The transcript has a single exon. Gene Ontology annotation, molecular function: endopeptidase inhibitor activity. Lineage: Eukaryota; Viridiplantae; Streptophyta; Magnoliopsida; Malvales; Malvaceae. The coding region runs from base 35 to 706 and encodes 223 amino acids.
ACCAACAACACAUCUCAAACACAAUCUGAUAACCAUGAAAACCACAAUCGCUUCUGUAUUUCUUCUUUUCCUCUUCUCAAUCACACAAUCGUCCUUUCUGUUUGGCGUGGCUAACGCUGCAGACGAUGCUGUGCUGGAUAGAGACGGUGAAGAGGUCGUCACAGGCGUCCCAUACUAUGUACUGUCGGCGAUAUGGGGCGCUGGAGGUGGAGGGCUUGCCAUAGGCAGGGAGAGCGGUAGAAAAUGCCCAGAAAUCGUCGUUCAGAGACUAUCUGAUAUGGACAAUGGUAAUCCCGUGGUAUUUUCUAAUGCAAACACCAAAGAUAACGUUGUCCGUGUGUCCUCCGACGUAAAAGUAGAGUUCGUUGGACCUAGAGACAGACUCUGCCUAACAUCAACGGUGUGGAAGGUAGAUCACGACCAAAAGUGGGUGGAACUUGGUGGGACUGAAGGAGGCCCUGGUUGCGACACUUUGGAGAAUUGGUUUAAAAUAGAGAAGGCCGGCAUGGAUGGUACGUACAAAUUUAAGUACUGCCCUUCAGUAUGUGAUUCAUCCAUAACCGCUUGCAACGAAAUUGAGAGAGCUGUAGAUGAAGAUGGACACAUACGUUUGGCUCUAUCCGGUGGCUCAGGAUAUCCAUGGCCAUGGAUAUUUAUCAAAGCAAACGAAGUAAACAAGAGGAUUCGACAAGUUGUUAAUGCUUAAUUACUACUUUAAUAUUAGUUUUAAGUAAAUAAAGGUUAGGCCACUGCUUAAUACUGAGACAGCCUAUCGUUAAUGUUGCCUUGUUAGAGGGUUUGCCUCUCAUGACCCCUACUUUG